Messenger RNA from Pteropus alecto (black flying fox), 2155 nucleotides. RefSeq names its product interleukin 1 receptor accessory protein like 2 (gene IL1RAPL2). Gene Ontology annotation, biological process: signal transduction. Gene Ontology annotation, molecular function: interleukin-1, type II, blocking receptor activity. The transcript is spliced from 9 exons. NCBI's taxonomy places the organism in Eukaryota, Metazoa, Chordata, Mammalia, Chiroptera, Pteropodidae. Bases 41 to 1978 code for a protein of 645 amino acids. The record is from RefSeq and is a predicted model, not a curated record.
GGAUGGCUGCAUUGACUGGUCAGUAGAUCUCAAGACAUACAUGGCCUUGGCAGGUGAACCAGUCCGAGUGAAAUGUGCCCUUUUCUACAGUUAUAUUCGCACCAACUAUAGCAUGGCCCAGAGCACUGGGCUCAGGCUUAUGUGGUACAAAAACAAAGGUGAUUUGGAAGAGCCCAUCAUCUUUUCCGAGGUCAGGAUGAGCAAAGAGGAAGAUUCAAUAUGGUUUCAUUCAGCUGAGGCACAAGACAGUGGAUUCUACACUUGUGUUUUAAGAAACUCAACAUAUUGCAUGAAGGUUUCAAUGUCCUUGACUGUUGCAGAGAAUGAAUCAGGCCUGUGCUACAAUAGCAGGAUCCGCUAUUUAGAAAAAUCUGAAGUCACUAAAAGAAAAGAGAUCUCCUGCCCAGAUAUGGAUGACUUUAAAAAGUCUGAUCGGGAGCCUGAUGUUGUGUGGUAUAAGGAAUGCAAGCCCAAAAUGUGGAGGAGCAUAAUAAUACAGAAAGGAAAUGCUCUUCUAAUCCAGGAAGUUCAUGAAGAAGAUGGAGGAAAUUAUACUUGUGAACUUAAGUAUGAAGGAAAACUUGUAAGACGAACAACCGAAUUGAAAGUUACAGCUUUACUCACAGACAAGCCUCCCAAGCCAUUGUUCCCCAUGGAGAAUCAGCCAAGUGUUAUAGAUGUCCAGCUGGGAAAGCCUCUGAACAUCCCUUGCAAAGCAUUCUUUGGAUUCAGUGGAGAAUCUGGACCAAUGAUCUACUGGAUGAAAGGGGAGAAAUUUAUUGAAGAACUGGCAGGCCACAUUAGAGAAGGUGAAAUAAGGCUCCUCAAAGAGCAUCUUGGAGAAAAAGAAGUUGAGUUGGCACUCAUCUUUGAUUCAGUGGUGGAGGCUGACCUGGCAAAUUAUACCUGCCAUGUGGAAAACCGAAAUGGACGGAAACAUGCCAGCGUUCUUCUGCGUAAAAAGGAUUUAAUCUAUAAAAUCGAACUUGCAGGAGGCCUGGGAGCAAUAUUCCUCCUCCUUGUACUGCUCAUGGUCAUCUACAAAUACUACAACAUUGAAUUGAUGCUCUUCUACCGACAGCACUUUGGAGUUGAUGAAACUACUGAUGACAACAAGGAAUAUGAUGCCUAUCUCUCUUAUACAAAAGUGGACCAAGAUACUUUAGACUGUGAUGAUCCUGAAGAAGAGCAGUUUGCUCUUGAAAUACUGCCAGAUGUCCUGGAAAAACACUAUGGAUAUAAACUCUUCAUCCCAGAAAGAGACCUGAUUCCAAGUGGAACAUACAUUGAAGAUCUCACAAGAUGUGUUGAGCAAAGCAGAAGACUUAUUAUCAUAUUAACUCCAGACUAUGUUCUCAGACGAGGAUGGAGUAUUUUCGAAUUGGAAAGCAGACUCCAUAACAUGCUAGUCAGUGGAGAAAUCAAAGUAAUUUUGAUUGAGUGUACAGAAUUAAAAGAGAAGGUGAAUUGCCAGGAAGUGGAAUCACUGAAGCGCAGCAUAAAACUUCUGUCCCUGAUCAAGUGGAAGGGACCCAAAAGCAGCAAAUUAAAUUCUAAGUUUUGGAAGCACUUAGUAUAUGAAAUGCCCAUCAAGAAAAAAGAAGGACUUUCUCGAUGCAAUGUUCUUGACUCUGCGGAACAAGGACUUUUUGGAGAACUCCAGCCUAUACCCUCCAUUGCCAUGAACAGUACCUCAGCCUCUCUGGCAUCAUCUCAAGCUGAUCUCCCUGAUUUCCAUCAUUCAGAUUCAAUGCAAAUGAGGCACUGUUGCAGAGGUUAUAAACAUGAGAUACCAACCACCACCUUGCCAGUACCUUCCUUAGGCAACCACCACACUUAUUGUAAUCUGCCUCUGACGGUACUCAAUGGACAGCUUCCCCCUAAUAAUCCCCUGAAAGAUGCCCAAGACAUUCAUAGAAACAGUUCCCUGCUACCUUUAUCAUCCAAAGAGCUUAGCUUCACCAGUGAUAUUUGGUAGUGAAAAAUCUGAAGUUCUCAGAACAGCUAUGUGAGCAUACAGAAUUUCUGCUAUACCAAGCAUAAAGUACAUCUAAUAAUAUCGAGGUGCUGGAAAAGUGUUUGAAGAAAAGGACACAGAAAUUGCUUUCGUACUUUAUUUUUUUGUUGUCGUUGUUUACAAUUCCAGAAUAAUGGG